AUGUUAUGUGUUUGGUGUGGAGAUUGGAGCAUCAGUCUGCCAGAGAAGAUUGAAGCUCUGAAUGGAUCCUACUCUCCCCCCACACCCACAGUGCAGAUGUUUAAGGAUCAGAUGGAGGUUGAGGUUCAUGAGGAGGUGUUAGAGGGGAGCUCUAUGUGUCUGCGCUGCUCUGCUAAGACUCUCUGCUCCUCUUCUCCACCAACUCUCACAUGGAGCUCCACUGACAGACUCCACCUCAAUGAGAACAGCAGACUACAGCUGGAUCAACAGAAUCAAACUGAGAUCAUCUCUGAUCUGAACUUCACUGCUACUCACCUUCAACAUGAAGUCACUUUCAUCUGCACUAUAACCUACAAGCUACAGCAGAGGAACACAACAGCACAGAACAACAUCACAUUACGUGUUCAGUAUGCACCCAAAAUCUCUCUCUUCAGUUGUAACAGAACUGAUGUAACUGUGUGUUUGUGUGAGGCUCAUGGGAAUCCCUCUCCUAAAGUGAAGUGGUUUCUAUCUGGACGUCCUGUCAGUAACUUUACAAACACAUUCAUCAGUGAGGAGCGAUUGAACAGCACAGACUUGAGGAGCUUCAUUUCUCUUCAUCAGUCACUUACACACACAGACACUCUGCAGUGUGUCACCAUCAACACUCACGGCAAUGCCAGUCAACAGAUUCAACUGGAUUCAUCUUCUAACAAGAUGUCUUCACAUUUCAUCAUUUUCUAUGUGCUGAUUGGAGCUGCUGGGGCUUUAGUGAUGAUGAUCUUGUGUGUUAUUACACAUAAACGAAAACAUUCCCAGAAGAGACAAGAAGCCACUACAAGUCACAUUUUGACAAAUAAAGAGCAUGAGGGAGAAUCUGUUUAUGCCAAUAGAGCCGUGCUGUCACCCGCUGAAGCUGAUAAUUACCCAGAAUCCCUUCAUUAUUCCUCCAUUCACUUCACAAACACCCACACAGAGUCAGAAGAGAUCAGGGAUGUUUCCUCACUUACUGCUGAAUACGCUGUCGUCCGUCACUAUCCUGCAGGAGCAUCAGAGAGCUCUACAGAUGAACAGGUGAUUGUUAAUGCAGAAGAGCUUAAAGAAGAAGUAAAGCCUAAGAAAUCUGAUCAAGAGAUGCCGGCAGACUCAUUUUCUCAAUUAUAUGCACAAGUUAAACGUCGAAACCCAUAAAGGACUUGAGAUUAAUGCUUGUUUCACAUCGCCCAUGAAAGCUACGCUUAAGCAGGCCGUGUAUGCUUUGACAGUCAUAUAGAAUUUAAGUUGUUUAUGUUUGAGCAGCAUUUUGACUGCCAUAGUUAAAAACACACAUACAAAUAAUACUGAUUUGGGAAGAAGGUUCUUAUCUGAUGUCUUUUAUUUACUGUCAAUAAAGCUUGUUAACUUGCUUUGAAAUUA
Molecule: messenger RNA, 1395 nt
Organism: Misgurnus anguillicaudatus (oriental weatherfish)
Lineage: Eukaryota; Metazoa; Chordata; Actinopteri; Cypriniformes; Cobitidae
Source: RefSeq, a predicted model, not a curated record